AUAAAAAAACAAUUCCACUAGACCCUUCAGAUCUCUCUUCUUCAACCUUCACACGUACACUCAUUUACAAAAAUCAUACAUUUCCCAGUUGAUCGGUUUCUCUCUAAUCAAAUCCAUAACAGAGAGAGGGUUUCGAAGUGGAUUGAAUUGUGUUCUUAGGGUUUCGGAGAAAUGGAAUCAUCUCCUUCGUCGUCGUCGUCGCCGGAGUUCGAUUACUUGUUCAAGCUGUUGUUGAUAGGGGAUUCGGGCGUUGGGAAGAGCAGUUUGCUGCUCAGUUUCACUUCAGAUACCUUUGAGGACCUUUCUCCUACCAUUGGUGUAGAUUUUAAAGUGAAAUAUGUUAAUCUUGGAGGGAAAAGGCUAAAGCUCGCAAUUUGGGAUACAGCUGGGCAGGAAAGGUUUAGGACUCUUACGAGUUCAUAUUACCGAGGAGCUCAAGGAGUCAUCAUGGUUUAUGAUGUAACACGGCGGGAAACAUUUACAAAUCUCUCUGAUAUAUGGGCAAAAGAAAUUGACCUGUACUCCACAAACCAAGACUGCAUCAAGAUGCUCGUGGGAAACAAAGUAGAUAAGGAAAGUGAAAGAGUUGUCAGCAAAAAAGAAGGAAUUGAGUUUGCAAGGCAGUAUGGAUGCCUUUUCAUUGAAUGUAGUGCAAAGACUAGGACUAAUGUGGAGCAGUGCUUUGAGGAACUUGUUUUGAAGAUUUUGGAUACGCCUAGUCUCUUAUCUGAAGGAUCAGCGAGUGUGAAGAGGAGUAACAUCUUUAAACAGAAACCACCGGAGACUGAUGCAUCAGCUAGUGGCUGUUGCUAAGUUGAACAUCAUUCAUUCACUUUGCUGUGCAUUUUCAGGUCUUUCUUUCCUGUUCUUUACCAGGCUUUCUUUCUGAUUACUCUCGUCUUUUAUUAGUUUCUUUGAAUCAAGCAUUGCUAUCGAAGAAUAUGUUGCACCCUUUGUACAAAACCUCAUGCUGGAACUCGAAAUUGGUGUCUUUAUUUUAUCUCAUUUACCAAUACAAAAUGCAUUUUAGAACUUCCA
Molecule: messenger RNA, 1038 nt
Organism: Ipomoea nil (Japanese morning glory)
Lineage: Eukaryota; Viridiplantae; Streptophyta; Magnoliopsida; Solanales; Convolvulaceae
Product: ras-related protein RABC1-like
Exons: 7
Coding region: 172-813 (213 amino acids)
Molecular function (GO): GTP binding; GTPase activity
Source: RefSeq, a predicted model, not a curated record